AGAAACGGUUUUACCCAUGCUACGCGAAGAACAACGACUGUCGCACGCAGAACCGGCCAGCAUUCCCUGCGGCCAUUUCUUUAUCGAGAGGGAAGCAUUUCAGACUAUGGUACAGAAGAUAUGCGCUCUCCUGCAAGACUCAGAGAUGUAUGCUCUCACAGAGCAAUAUUUAUGUGACAGUGCUGAGCUUGUUGACGGAGGGAGGCAUUUAGUGACCAACACGCUGUGGUUAUGCCGUUACAUUAUGGGUCCUAUAAUCUCAUCCAGAGCUUGCAAAGAUUCGGAAGAAUUUCAAAUCAGAAUGGAAGCGAUGCCCGACGGCACUGCGUUCUUGGAGAACGUCGCUGACGCUCUGGAUCGUUUCAGUCUGCUGUACGGCACGCCGGCCGUCAAUGCGUCAGCAGCAGUCGAAAUUCUCUGCUACAUGGGGCUCACACUGCGUCUCCCGACCGAGAACCGAUUUUUGUUUCCGGCUUUGAUCCAAGAGGAUAAGCCACUGACAGUUUGGACGCCACCAGAAGAGAAUACUGGUAUGGUGUACGCUGGUAUUCGUUUGCAAUGCCAAUUCGAUAUCGAGAUCAUCUCUCCGGCCGUCAUGCCGCUAUUGCAGUGCGAGGCAGCGCAACGGCGUGACGAGAUGCACGUCAUCCUCUGGAAUGGCGGACUGUACGCCGUCGAAGUCGGCGACCAUGUGGAUCCGACCGUCGAGGCCGUCGUUUGCGUCAGCGACAAGAAGAGAGCGAUACGAGCUUUGGACAUUACCGCGCGGGGGCCGCCUCAUUUUCAACACGACGUCAAAAAAUUUCUCGAUAAAUUAGAGAAGAUGACGAUGCGCAUUGUCGACGCCAAGUGUCCCGGCACGAGGAUCGAAAAGCAAUUCCUGAGCCACCAGCACAUCACACGACACACGCAGCGGCCUAUUGCGCAUUCUCUGAACGACAUCCGGGCAGCGAAACGCCACAAUGGCAUCGUCAUGAAGACAACCAAUGCAGAAACAGUGAAAGACUCUGUUGUCGAUCUCCUUGCUGUUGAUGAUGAUCACAUUGUAUACAAACUGCAGUCGUUUGGUAAACAUUGUCGCGGCAAGUGGCUCGAGUUUGGGCGUGUUCUCUUGAAUAGCACGCCUGAUCAGGUCCGCGACGUUGUCGCUCAUCUUGGGCGAGACGCCACAAUGAUGGACAGAUUUUGUCAUGUGAUGGAGGUGUGGAUGAAGACGAACUGGAGAGGGGCGACUCUCGACACGUUUCUGCAGGCUUGUGAUCGCGUUGGAGACGGCCUUAAAGGGAACGUUUUGAGAGAACUGGGACUGGAACAUGAUCCGCACUACUCACACAGCCAUAGACGCUCAAGCUUACCAGAAGAAUGUUGCAAGUCACCUGUGAAAAAGAGAAGAGAAGAAAGAGGAAGCUUCCAGAUGGAAAUGGAGCCCGAUGAUUCCCAUCAUUUGGCGACCCUUUCGGUAUCCGCCAUAUCUAACAUGGCUGCGAGCAAAUUGAGUCCAAAGCAGAUUGUUGCUGUUGCUUGUCAAGUAACUGACAAGUGGGUGCAGUUUGCUUCUAUUUUGGCGCCAGGAAUAUUUACCAUUGCAGCCACCGACGUCAUAGUUAGAAAAUACAGAGACGAUCCAUUCCAGCAAGCUCGAGCCAUGUUGGAGGCGUGGUCUAACGACAUGCACAAACAAGCAUCUUGUCGAGCAGUGAUUAGAACGUUUCUGCAAAUGAAAUUGAAGGCGAAGGCGUGUGAAGUAUUUGGAGACGAAUUGGUAGAAUUUGUUAGUCAGAAUAGGUGAAAAUGUGUAUAGGCGUGUGAUGAGACUCUCGGUUAGUAUAAAUUUAAAGGAAGAAAUGGGAUUAGUUUAUAGAACUGCUGGAGUUUUCUGCA
Messenger RNA from Corticium candelabrum, 1881 nucleotides. RefSeq lists its product as uncharacterized. The transcript has 5 exons. The record is from RefSeq and is a predicted model, not a curated record. NCBI's taxonomy places the organism in Eukaryota, Metazoa, Porifera, Homoscleromorpha, Homosclerophorida, Plakinidae. Bases 17 to 1789 code for a protein of 590 amino acids.